Molecule: messenger RNA, 1659 nt
Organism: Penicillium pulvis
Lineage: Eukaryota; Fungi; Ascomycota; Eurotiomycetes; Eurotiales; Aspergillaceae
Product: putative DNA repair protein (Rad57)
Exons: 2
Coding region: 1-1659 (552 amino acids)
Biological process (GO): DNA recombinase assembly; mitotic recombination; DNA strand invasion
Molecular function (GO): DNA strand exchange activity; single-stranded DNA binding; ATP binding
Source: RefSeq, a predicted model, not a curated record
AUGGAUCUUCUAUCAGUCUUGCCUGGCUUCGCGACAAAACCAUACGCACAUCUCCUGCCUUCGUUAGAGCGCAGCAAACUGACAACCGUCGACCUUAUCACCCUUGACACGCUUGAGAUCGCGAAACGCGCUCAUGUCCCGCCCGCAGACGUGCGGCGGCUAUGCGUCCGCGUUGUCGAGGCGCUGCACGCCGACCUUGGCUUCCAGAAAACACAGACAAACAUAGGCUCUGCGGAAGAGAAAGAGCCUAGUUCGAGUCUCAAUGCAGAUGCUGCUGUUACCCUCGGCCCCUCGAUCAAUCUUCAACCGUCGCGAUGGGAGAUGAUCAGCACCCUGGACCCCACCAUGGAUGCGCUCUUGGGAGGCGGCAUUCCAACAGGAUACCUGACGGAAGUGACAGGCGAAAGUGGCAGCGGCAAGACUCAAUUACUCCUUAGCCUCCUCCUCGCCGUUCAGUUAGCCAAACCCCGUGGAUUACAGAAGCGUGCUAUCUACAUAUCCACAGAGCAUCCGUUAGCCACAAAUCGUCUCUUCCAAUUACUCGAAUGCCAUCCAUACCUCUCGACCCUCCCCAAAGACCAGGCCCCGACGUUUGAGAAUAUCCUCUCUAUCAACGCCAUGGACCUGGAGACGCAAGACCACAUCUUGAACUACCAGCUCCCGGUUGCAAUUGCAAAAUACAACGUUGGACUAGUCAUCAUGGACUCACUCACAUCGAAUUACCGCGCUGAGCAUACCGACCACAGCAUACUAGCCCUUUCCAACCGAUCCACUGCGCUCGCCAAGCUAGGCCACAUGCUCCGCAACCUCGCUGUAAAAGAGAACAUUGCAAUUGUCAUCGCAAAUCAAGUCUCAGACCGGUUCGAGACCGUCGAAACCAUUGUCAACGAUGUCCCACGUUCUGCCUUGACCCCAGCAGUUCGGGAAUCUGGUGUUGCCUCGCCAAUCCCUCGAAACAGAUCCGAUAUACUAGGCCCAUCAACACAGUCCCCAUAUGAUGCCCCCUCUUCUUCCCCAGCUUCAUCACAGUACCCACCCGAAGAUGACAAAUUCGCCGGCUCAUAUCUCGUCGGGAACCCGGCCCGGAACGACCUCAUGAGCCUCCUGCACCAGGAACGCUUCUUUACUGGCUGGGGAGAUACUGAGUAUCCCAAUACAUCCUCCCUUAAGACCCCAGCGCUGGGCUACUUCUGGUCAACGCAGAUCGCAUGUCGCAUCGCGUUGAAGAAAGAGACUCGCUCCAUAUUUGUGCCUUGGGAUGGUGCCUAUCCUCUAUCCACACCUUUAGAGCAGAUGGGGCCCCCUCAAGAGCAGGUGGAGAAGGUACCUGAAGUAAAGUCUGCAUUUGCUACUGCCCGGCAAACACAUACUGGGGAAGUCACAUCAGAGGCCCCGAUCUCCAAGGAAGAGAAGUCUGCUUCCCAAUCCCCCAAAGAACCCUCGCCAGCACCAGUUCCAAGACCUGCGUCUCCGGUUGUUCCCGAGCCAGAGCAAAUCACAAGACGAAUCAUGAAAGUGGUAUUUGCUCCUUGGACUGCUGGAUCGAGGGGGCAUGUGGCCGACGGAGAUGAAGCAGAAUCAAUACCAAGGCCAAAAAUGAGUGAGACGGGAUUUGAGAUUUGGAAAGGAGGGCUGCGCAGUGUCGAGCCGGAAAAGUGA